Protopolystoma xenopodis is the source of this 333-nucleotide messenger RNA. NCBI's taxonomy places the organism in Eukaryota, Metazoa, Platyhelminthes, Monogenea, Polystomatidea, Polystomatidae. The record is from the annotation of a GenBank genome assembly.
AUGCCUUUAUUGGCAGGUCUCGGAGGCCAGUGCGCCGGUGCCUUUGAGGCAGUUGAGCAGAUGAAUACAGGCACCUUUGCAGCGAGAGAGCAACACGGAAUCUCAUGCCGCCUGAGCUCAUCACGUUUGCCUAACACGCCUGCAGCUCGGUUGGCAAGUGGUACCAGCGGGUGUUUAGGCCAGACUUGGUCAAUCCUGCGAUUAAGCCAUUAUUGUCCAAAGCGCCCGGAAGCCAACUGGCCUCGUCGGGUCUGUGAUUAUGGCCUCCUUUGGUUGCCAACUUGUGCUGCUUUGACCCACUUUGUCGAGCUUUCGAUCAGCGUGAAGGCGUGA